Molecule: messenger RNA, 1875 nt
Organism: Fusarium tjaetaba
Lineage: Eukaryota; Fungi; Ascomycota; Sordariomycetes; Hypocreales; Nectriaceae
Product: alcohol dehydrogenase
Exons: 8
Coding region: 1-1875 (624 amino acids)
Cellular component (GO): cytoplasm
Source: RefSeq, a predicted model, not a curated record
AUGGUCAAGACUAUUCCUUUCGGCGACAUCACUGUUCCAUCGCCUGGCUUUGGAGCAAUGGGCAUGAGCUUUGGUCUCGGCUCUAACUUGAGUCUCGAGGAAGCCGAACCAGUCUUGCUCAAAGCUAUUGAGCUAGGCUGCAUCUUUUGGGAUACAGCUGUAGUAUAUCAGGCUGGAGUCAACGAAAAGCUUCUUGGGGACUUUAUCAGGAAACAUAACGUUCGAGACAAGGUCUUUAUCGCUUCAAAGUGUGGUUUUGAUGUCUUUGGUAAGGGCGGAGUGACCAAUUCUGCCUCUCACAUCAAGGAAUAUAUCGAGGGAACCAUCGAAAGACUCGGCUUCGCUCCUGAUCUGUACUACCUGCACCGAAUUGAUCCCAACACUCCGCUCGAAGAGUCCAUUCCUGCUCUGGAUGAGAUCCGAAAGCAGGGAAAGACAAGGUACAUUGGCCUCUCUGAAUGUUCCGCCAACACCUUGCGCAAGGCCAAUUCCAUUGCCAAGAUCGAUGCUGUUCAAGCUGAAUACUCGGCUUUUGAAACACUGCACGAGACCGACGGUCUUAUUGAUACGGCGAAAGAGCUUCGCAUCGCCUACGUUGCCUACAGCCCACUCGGCCACGGCUGGCUCGUCGAUGACUUUCCUUACAAGAGUCCAGAUGAUUUCGCACCCGACGACUUUCGACGAACAGUACCCAAGUUUCAAGGCGAAAACUUCUACAAGAACAAGGCUAUAGUAGAGGAAAUCAAGAAACUCGCUGUUCGCAAGGGAUGCACUUUGACACAGAUCGCAUUGGCCUGGGUCGCAUCCCAAGCAAUGAUUGCUAUCCCUGGUACAACCAAGGCGCACCGUUUGGAGGAGAACUGGGCAUCUAGGGAUGUUGACUUGACUGAGGAAGAAAAUGCUCAGAUGAGGAAGAUUAUCGAUUCGGCAAAGCCGCAGGGAAACAGGUAUAGUGCUACUCAUCAGGCUCUGUUCAAAAUGGACUCAAGUUCAGGAGUCAAGAGUCAAGAUGUGCUCGCAGGGCUUGAUCGAUUCAAGCCUCUCCCCGACCUCCGCACGCACGCAGACGACUGGACUGGUGUGACUUCAAGGCGCGAGAGAAAGCGAAGACAGAAUAGGCUCAAUCAAAGAGCAUGGCGCCGGAGAAAGGCUGCUCAGGAUACAUCAGAUGGACAGACUACUUGCACAUCUCAUAAUGGUUCGGUGGUGUUGAGCGACACUUGCUCUUCGAAGUUCUAUGGGGCACCGACCAUUGGCGAUGGGAUCUUACUCAUACCCGAUACAUACGAGGCGGAGAGACUUCGAAACUUGAUACGGCAGUCUCUUCAAGACUAUUCACUACAAACCCCGCGCCCAUCCAACUUACACAUAAUCAUUCGCCUAAAUGUUCUCAACGCCAUAGCCGAUAACGCCACUGCAAUCGGGUUCCCAAAAGAAAGUCUAUGCCGCGAUGAGUUCAUAUCGCCCUUCUACCAGACCGGCCCAAUACUGCUCCCCUCACCCACCUGUCCCACGAGCCUACAGCCAACGCCGCUACAGCGCUCGACGGUACAUCAUCCCUGGAUAGACCUGUUUCCUUUCCCAAAGUUCCGCGACAAUGUCCUCGAUGGUAUGCAGAAAGGAUUGUUUGAUGAAGAUGAGCUGUGCGGUGAUCUGUUGGGCGUUGAGGGAGCGGGAGUGGGAGAGCAGCCGUCGCUUUUGGUAUGGACUGUGGCAUGGGAUGCAAAAGGCUGGGAAGUAAAUGCGGCGUUCGUGAAGAAAUGGGGGAGGUUGAUUGAAGAUUGUCCUGAAAUUAUGGAACCGACGAAUUAUUGGCGGAGAAAGAGGGGACAAGCUGCGUUGACGUUUGGUAUUGAUGCCCAAGCCGGCCCAUGA